CUCUAAAGAAACCGCUCCAAACAAAAACAACUUGCAAUUUUUUGACAAAUUAAUCAAAUUUUUCAACAAAAAUUUAAGUAAAUUGUGAGUAAUGAUCUAAGAAGCGGUAACCAGACGAAGAAUGGCUCUUUUGCGCGCAGUUCUCGGCAAAAACCCACAAAUAUGCGGAAUCACAGUCAUUAAGCGCACCUUUGCGGAUGCUUUAGGGGCUGGACGACUCCCAUCCGCUCCGCCACUUGCCCCCGGAUGCCCACCUCCGGAUACGGAUCAACCGUGCAAAACGAAUCGCAUGAAGGGCUUAGUUUUGGGACUUUACACCAAUCCCGAUGAUCUUUACGAUCCUGGAAAACUCACACCUACAGGUGAAAGGUACAAUGCGAUGGUAUGCGGUAGGUUGUAUGAACUUUUGCAAUAUGCCGGAAAACCACCUGGCAAAGGGCAAGUGCGAGUUUACUUUAAUCUGGAUGAGGAGUUCAGUUCUGUUGUGGUUGUGGGAUUGGGACGGGAGUGCCAAGGAUAUGAUGUUUUUGAGCAAAUGGAUGAAGGAAAGGAAGCAAUCCGAAUAGCUUCAGCUCAGGGAGCAAAAGCCCUUCAGAAGUUGAACGCUUUGAAAGUCUAUGUGGAAAGUUUCGGUCAUGCCGAAUCAGCAGCCGAAGGUUCGGCUCUUGGCGUGUGGCUUUAUCAGGAGAAGAAAACGAAAAAGUACCAGAUUAUGAUUCCGCAGUUGGAACUGUAUGACGACUGCGAUUGGACCGGAUGGCAAAUUGGAUUGCAAAAAGCGGCCGCCCAGAACUUGGCCAGGCAACUGAUGGACACCCCAGCUAAUCUAAUGACACCCACAUCGUUUGCACAAAACGCUGUUGAGGUCCUGUGUAAAUCUGGUGUCAACGUCGAAGUAAAAGUUAGAGGAUGGGCCGAAACUCAAAAAAUGUACGCUUUCCUGGCGGUCGCUCAAGGCUCUUGCGAACCACCCAUCUUCUUGGAACUCAGCUACUAUGGAGCUUCUCGCGAUGAAAGACCAGUGGUGUUGGUUGGAAAAGGCAUCACUUACAACAGCGGAGGACUUUGUCUGAAGCCGUGCAAUAAACAGCGCUAUAUGCGUGGAGACAUGGGUGGGGCUGCUUGUGUAGUUGCAGCUUGUCGAGCAGUUGCAGGACUUCAGCUGCCCAUUAAUAUUCGAGCAUUGAUUCCUCUAUGUGAGAACAUGCCGGGCUGUGCUGCAAUGAGACCUGGCGACAUCGUGAAAGCAAUGAAUGGAAAAAGCAUCAAAGUGGAGUCGACCGACACAGCAGGCAGGCUCUGUCUAGCUGAUGCGCUGGUAUAUGCGCAGAACUUUUGGCCUAGAUUCAUUGUAGAUGUUGGGACAAUGACCAACGAUAUGAAACAUUCGUUGGGCGCUUCAGCUAGUGGGGUGUUUUCCAACUCCGAAGCUCUUUGGGAAUACAUGCUGGCAGCCUCAAUGCAUACAGGGGACCGAGUAUGGAGAUUUCCACUUUGGGAGCAUUUCACAAAGCUGGUUGCUCAGCAUCACAAUGUCGACGUGAAGACUUAUGGACGCGGCGGCAGACCCAGAUGCGGAGAAGCUUGUAAAGUAGCAGCUUUCUUGAACGAAUUUGUCCCCUGCGGCGACUGGCUUCACAUGGACACUUAUGGUGUGAUGCGAACCGAUGGAAAAGAUUAUCCGUACUUGCGGGAAGGAAUGUCCGGUCGUCCCACUAGGACAUUGGUAGAAUUUUUGUCCCAGCUAGUGUGUCACCGUGAAUGAGAUGAUCAACGUUCAUUCUUUGUCCAAAAUGUAAGCGACCUGUAGAACUUGUGCGAACGUUAUAGUGGUAUGAUUCCUGACAAAGAUUGUUUUAUUUUGUAUUUUUGUACUAAUAUUUCUUUUUACCUAUGAAUAUAAAUGAUGUUUCUAUUA
Messenger RNA from Dendroctonus ponderosae (mountain pine beetle), 1918 nucleotides. RefSeq names its product cytosol aminopeptidase. Gene Ontology annotation, molecular function: metalloaminopeptidase activity; manganese ion binding. Lineage: Eukaryota; Metazoa; Arthropoda; Insecta; Coleoptera; Curculionidae. The record is from RefSeq and is a predicted model, not a curated record. The transcript is spliced from 7 exons. Gene Ontology annotation, biological process: proteolysis. Gene Ontology annotation, cellular component: cytoplasm. The coding region runs from base 122 to 1765 and encodes 547 amino acids.